AUGUUUGGUUCGCGCAUACACAAACAUAAGCUGACGGUACAACGGGGUGACGCACUAGCGCACGUGGCCGUCCAGAUCUACGAGACCGGUCACGAGUUUGAUUUCGCAGCUGCGAUGGUAAUCGCGCACGCCGGCAACAAAACAGACCAUGAAUUUAUUGAAGCCUGGGCCUCGGAUGAGAACGCAGUCGAUCGAUUUAUCGAUCUGGCGCCGGCAGACAUCGCGCUGCGCAGGCAGCUCCGGGCUGAUGGCACUGGUGGUUGA
This is a messenger RNA of Dibothriocephalus latus, 264 nucleotides long. NCBI's taxonomy places the organism in Eukaryota, Metazoa, Platyhelminthes, Cestoda, Diphyllobothriidea, Diphyllobothriidae. The record is from the annotation of a GenBank genome assembly.